Molecule: messenger RNA, 3409 nt
Organism: Liolophura sinensis
Lineage: Eukaryota; Metazoa; Mollusca; Polyplacophora; Chitonida; Chitonidae
Product: cell division cycle 5-like protein
Exons: 20
Coding region: 85-2517 (810 amino acids)
Biological process (GO): mRNA splicing, via spliceosome; regulation of transcription by RNA polymerase II
Cellular component (GO): Prp19 complex; spliceosomal complex
Molecular function (GO): DNA-binding transcription factor activity, RNA polymerase II-specific; RNA polymerase II transcription regulatory region sequence-specific DNA binding
Source: RefSeq, a predicted model, not a curated record
CAUAUUGUGUUCGGAUGGUAAAUGCACGUUUUACGUGCCAGGAUAAUAGUACACCGUACGACCGACUAGCCACACAUAUCAAAGAUGCCGCGAAUCAACAUUAAAGGAGGUGUUUGGAGGAACACUGAGGAUGAGAUUCUCAAGGCAGCUGUGAUGAAAUAUGGCAAAAAUCAGUGGGCACGAAUCGCUUCCCUUCUGCAUAGGAAAUCCUCCAAACAGUGCAAGGCCAGAUGGUAUGAAUGGUUGGACCCAGGUAUCAAGAAAACAGAGUGGAGUCGUGAGGAAGAAGAGAAGCUGCUCCACCUGGCCAAGCUGAUGCCUACACAGUGGAGGACCAUUGCUCCCAUCAUAGGCAGAACAGCUGCCCAGUGUCUGGAACAUUACGAGUUCCUUCUAGAUAAAGCCCAAAACAGAGAUCAAGACAAUGAAGAUGACCCCAGAAAACUUAAACCAGGAGAAAUCGACCCCAAUCCAGAAACCAAACCUGCUAAACCAGAUCCAGUGGAUAUGGAUGAAGAUGAGCUGGAGAUGUUGUCAGAGGCUAGGGCAAGACUGGCUAAUACACAGGGCAAAAAAGCAAAGAGAAAGGCCAGAGAAAAACAACUUGAAGAAGCCAGACGAUUAGCAGCCUUGCAGAAGAGACGAGAAUUGAGAGCUGCUGGCAUAGAAAUCAAGAAACAGCGUAAGAAAAAACGUGGAGUUGACUACAAUGCUGAAAUUCCUUUUGAAAAGAAACCUGCUUCAGGGUUCUAUGAUACAUCUGAGGAGGUGUACAAACCACUGGAACCAAACUACAAGAGGUUACGACAACAACAACUGGAUGGGGAAAGGAGACAGGACAAAGAAGAGAGAGAGAGGAAAAAGGAUAAACAAAGACAAAAAAAGAGGAAAGAAAAUGACCUGCCUGGAGCUAUCCAAGGCCAAACAAAUUUCACAGAGCCUCAAAAGAAAAGAUCAAAACUGGUUUUACCAGCUCCGCAGAUAUCUGACGCUGAGUUAGAAGAGGUAGUGAAGGUGGGUCAGGCCAGUGAGUAUGCCAGGCAGCAGGCUGAGGGGUCAGGAACUAAGGAUGGAGUGUCUCAGGGUCUACUGUCAGACUACUCUGUCACUCCUAAUGCUGCUAACCUACGUACACCCAGAACACCUGCCCAACAAGAUACCAUACUGCAGGAAGCUCAGAACAUCAUGGCCCUGACUAAUGUGGACACACCUCUGAAAGGAGGCCUGAACACCCCACUACACAACAGUGACUUCUCCAGUAUCACACCUAGACACCAACCCUCGCAGACCCCCAACACAGUGCUAGGUACACCCUUCAGAACUCCUGGGGGAUCCUCGGGUGAAGGAGAUGGUAUGACCCCACGUGGUGGUCUGACCCCAGCCCAGGCUAUGGCCCCAAGUGCAAUGGGUCCAGGCCGUACACCCAGUGUCAGGGAUAACCUCAACAUCAAUGCUGACCAGGACUUUGAGGCUAUGCACAUGGACAAGUAUUAUCAGAGAGACAUGAAGGAGCAGCUGCGGCAGGGCCUGGCAGGGUUACCUGCCCCUAAGAAUGACUAUGAGAUCGUGUUACCUGAGGACGAGAAUCAGGACAUGGAGGAAAAUAUGGAGCAGGAGGAGUUUUUGGAGGAUCAGGCUGAUAUAGACGACAGGGCCGAAUCAGAUAGGGCAGCAAAACGCCUAAAGGAGUUGAAGCUGAGAUCCCAGCCUGUUCAGAGAGAUCUGCCUAGGCCCCUGGAUGUUAACAUGGCUAACUUGAGACCCCUUAAUUCUGGAGACGCCCCCCUUACAGAGCUGCAGAGGGCUGAGGAGUUGAUAAAACGUGAGAUGAUCGUGAUGCAGAGGUAUGACUCGGUGUACAGCCCGACCCUGGCUCAGAUGGGCAUUGCCCCUGGCAGUAAGAAGUCCCAGCCUAGUCAGAAGACGGUCAUCAACCAGGCGCAGCACCUGGCUUACUUGGAGCAGCACCCCUAUGAAAAGUUCACAGAGGACGAUCUCAAAGAGGCUGAUGAACUGUUGCGUGAGGAGAUGGAAGUUGUGAAGCGAGGCAUGGCUCAUGGGGACCUGACCCUGGAGAAUUACUCACAGGUCUGGCAAGAGUGCUACUCCCAGGUCCUCUACCUCCCCUCCCAGAAUCGUUACACCCGUGCUAACCUUGCCAGCAAGAAGGAUAGGAUAGAGUCCCUUGAGAAGAGACUGGAGACCAACAGAACAUUUAUGACCAAAGAUGCCAAGCAGGCUGCUAAACUUGAAAAGAAGCUAAAAAUUUUACUGGGUGGUUAUCAAUCGAGGGCAUCUGGGCUGGCCAAACAGUUACAUGACCUGUAUGAACAGAUCGAACAGACGUUUGUAGAGCAGAAGACUUUUGAGAACCUGAGGCAGCAUGAGAUAGGAGCUAUUCCCAAGAGAAUGGAGUCGCUGACAGAAGAUGUGCAAAGACAGACAGACAGAGAACGAGAGUUACAGAAGAAGUUUGCUGAACUACAGCAUAAGAAGGACCAGCUGAAAGAACACUAGUAUUAAAUGAAACAAUUUUUUUGUCUUCUCUUUGUAGAUCACAUUGUUGUUGAUGACAAGCCCCAAAAAAAAGUCAUUCAUGAAUCACAAUUCUCUGUUGUGAUGUUCUGCUUAGUGCUUUGCCACAGACUAGAAAAGCUCGGACUUCCUGUCAUGCUGAUAUGUUCGGUCUUGUCAGUGGUGUUUCUACUUCCUUGGAUAAUCGUGACUUUUUCACCUGAAGCAUGUAUUGUGGAAGUUGACAGUAAAUUCUGCCAUUUUCAACUGAUUGGGAAACAUAAACAACAUACACAAUUUCAUGUCUGAAGGGAUGGCAUUUUUUUUUUCAAUGUAAGUGUGGUGUGUUUAUGAAUUUCACUGGUUGUUAUAAACCAGAUCUUUCUCAGCAGUCAGCAAUAUGCGUGGCAUAAGACAGAGCCAGUGACCACCUCAUGCAGAACCCUUUUUCCCAGAUUUAGGUUCCUCAUUGUUAAAUUGACUGUUUCAUGUAAAUACAGAAAUCAGCAGAAUUUAUCAAUAAAAAUCAAACAUUUGUGGAAGACAACUCGUCAAGCCAUCAUUUCUUUUAUCGGGUUUUCACCCACAACUGGAAAUACAGAUCCACUUUUCCCAGUGCCGUGUUCUGUGCUCUGAUUUGUCUAGCAGAUAUUUAUACCAAACUUCUGACUUGAUGAGCUGAUGGUGGGAGAUUGUGAAUUGUUCUUUGACUACAUACAUGUGGGUGAAGUUAAGAAGUACCUAUCGCCAUGAACAGCUUUCAUGAUCUGUGUCAGUAGGCAGGCCUGCAUUGAAUACUUCGUAGAUGUAUCAUGUAAGUCAUACUGAUAACGCAGAGUACUGUUUUGUGUGGACGUCUGAUUCAUAUAUUUUAAAUAAACCUCGAAAAACUGAA